AUAUUACAGAGGCUGAUAACGUGCAAACCCACCUGUGCUAAGGCUCCCAUUAUCGGACGAGCAUGAUUAUUCACGUUUUUCGCUGCAGUUUUUGGACGACCGAGGCAUGGGAACACGCGACUGACAUUUCAACCUUAGUUUUACUUUCCGCGAGAAUCCGCAAUGCGUUAAAGUGGUUCUGACAUUUUUGUAACAGAGCAAGCAAAGCGGCGAGACGCUAAGCCUUAGCUAACGGCCCCAGGACGAGUCCGGCUGACCUGACACAGCUGUGCAUCCUUGGGCUGAUCGGGAAACGUCAGCCGGUGGACUGUAGCUGCGCAGGGCGUCCUUUCAAGACGUGGCCCGCCGCUGACUUCAUUGUCACUAUUUCUGUCGGGUGGGAAUUUGUUCCAUGAAACGGCACAGGGAUUGACAAACUUAGCUUGACCGGCAGGCCCUGGACCAGCGAAUACAUCCUGCUCAGAGGGACCUGAGGGUCCCAGCAGUGCAUUGAGAGCUCAACGACGUGUUUUGAAGUCAAGGAAGAACUCUCUUUCCCAGAGAAUCUGCUUGUGUGUCCAAUGUGUUUUGUGUGUUUUGCACCAUUUCACAGCUGCUGAGUCUUAGGGCCUGUGUAGCCCUGCCAGGAUUUCAUUUGCCUUGAGGCUAUUUGUUUUUAGGACGGAGCUUAAGUCGAGGCAGUGAGUGCAACAUCCCGACCCACGGCCAUGUGUUUCUGCCUCUCUGCUGCAGUCUAACGCCAGUCGAAGCGUGAUGUAUCCAGAGCAGCCCAGAACAGGCCUCGCCCGGCAAAGACGGCAGGCAGAUUCAAUCCCCUGGGGCACGCUGAGCACCGGCCUACUGCAGGGCCUCGUCCAGAGCGCCAGGCCUCCUUCCUUCUGCUUCCUGCUCCCGAGGGUCCACGCAGCUGAUGUGGCUGCUGCCCAGCCUGCACAGAUGCCCUCUUCCCCCUCCUCCUCCACUGGUCCUGCUCCUGCACCCAUCUCCCCUCCAAGCACGAUGCCAAGCAAUAUGAGCAAGCCAGAAUUCCCAGACACAGGAUGGGACCGUAUCAAGGACCUCUUUGAAAGAGAUGCGACACACAGGUACCCAGAGGAGCUGACCAAUGUGAUAAAGAGCGGUGUAGUGGCUGCACUAGUAGGAUUGAUCUAUGGAGGCCUGCCAGCUGCACGCCACGCCAGGCAAAGGUACAUCCAAGUCAGCCAGGCGGAAAUCUAUAGUAGUCGUGUGGAAGCAGUGCGCUCAGCCCAUAAUGCAGCUAUCCGGGGUUUUGUGAGAUAUGGAUGGAGGUGGAGCUGGAGAGUGGCUGCUUUUGUCACCUUGUUCAAUUCAGUCAGCACAGGGCUGUCUGUGUACCGAGACAAGUAUUCCCUCAGCCAUUAUGCUACAGCUGGAGCUGUCACUGGAGGCCUUUUCAGACUGAACCUGGGCCUGGGAGGGCUGGUGGCAGGGACAAUCAUCGGAGCAGUGCUGGGGAUUCCCACUGGUGCUUUGAUCCUGAGCAUGCAGUCUCUGGCUGGAGAAACUGUCCGAGAGAGGAGGAGGAGAGAGCGCAGGGAACUUUAUGAGCUCAGACUCGCAGACUGGAUGGCCCGUUUGCAAUUGACGGAUGAGCUGAUUGGAGAUCUGAAUGUCAGCUGUCAGGCAGAGGAAACCAAUAAGGACAUGAAGAGGAUACAGGAACUGCUCAGUUUACCACAGAAUGAGGAUGCGGCCCAGGACUCAAGCAGCUAAUGACAGUAGCUACCUUACUGCCUGUUUUUCUGCUGGACAUUGAGGUGGGACUUCACACAACUGUGAGGAUAAAUGGGUCACUUCUUUGCCUGGACUUGAUCACACACCUUCUCUCUAACUGAAUGGAAAAGGCUUCACAUCAGAAUAAAAGGACACCGUUGCACCUCACAAACUGUCAAGGGCCAUUGAGUAGCUCCAGUGGGCUGAUUAGUAGAUGGUUGUACUGGGCAGCUGAGAGAGAGUGAUAGCGAGCGAGCGUGCGUGGUAUCACUGCAAAAAUGAUCAUGCACGCUCCCUUUCCCUGCAUUUUACCUAUUGCAAGCCACUUAAAUGUUGAACAAAUUUACAAUGUACGGCUACGAAAACUGUUUUAAUUUUGAACUCCCCCACACUGUCGUGGUCACAUGCAGCUUCUGAACAAGAUGAACUGCUUGGCAAAUUUGAAAUGGGGCUAGAGGGAAAAAGAAUCUGAAAUGACACAUUUUCAAGGUACCAUUUCAUCUUGACUUUCUCCCACAGGAACGGUCAUAAGGAUAAUAAAACUUUAGUUGGAAUCCA
This is a messenger RNA of Xiphias gladius (swordfish), 2292 nucleotides long. RefSeq names its product translocase of inner mitochondrial membrane domain containing 1 (gene timmdc1). Gene Ontology annotation, cellular component: mitochondrion. The transcript is spliced from 8 exons. The record is from RefSeq and is a predicted model, not a curated record. NCBI's taxonomy places the organism in Eukaryota, Metazoa, Chordata, Actinopteri, Istiophoriformes, Xiphiidae. Bases 754 to 1734 code for a protein of 326 amino acids.